CGCAUCGCAUCGCAGGUACGCAGUGAGCUGAGUGUCCCUCCUCUCAUAUUCAGUGUCACUCAUUCAGUGGGGUGGCGAAAAAACACAUACACAUACUCACUCACACACACAGACCAGGAUCACACACACAGGAUCAAUGAGUCGAUGGAUGAAUUGUGCACACACAGACAACACACAGAUGAUGGCCACGAACGCUCUCGCUACCCACGCCGACCGAUCGAUCGAAGACUACGCACCACCGCCAGCAGCAAAAAAGGCCCGAAUAAAGCAGCAGACAACACACAGCACGCCACGCACCAAGGCACCCAAGGCCAGCCAGCAAGACCCCUGUUUCUCUCAUUCUCUGUCAGCCAAGUUCACUAGUUUGCCGCCGUGCUGGGCGUCCCGUGUCCAUGUGGCGGCAUAACUCCCGGCUGCCUCUGCUCCAGAGGGAAUGGGUUCGACCCCCCGGCUGCUCCCGCCACUGCUGCGACUGGCACCGCUGCUGGUGGUGGUGCUGCAGCUGGUGGUGGGUUGGGCCCCACAUGGUUGGCCAUCUGCAUUCCGCCAGCACCGCUCAUAGGAGUCCCGCCGGCCGCGCCGCUCUGCCAUGGCUGCCCGCUCGGCUGGGGCGGCCUGACCUUUGGCUGGGGGGGCGCGUUGGCCUCUCUGCUGGGGUUGGCCUGCGGGGCUGGCGGUGCUGCCGUGGUGGUGGUUGACGCGAAGAAAUCCGCGUUGAGAAAGUCGGGCGUCGUUGUCUGCUGCUGCUGUUGUGCGGGUGGUCGUGGUUGUGGUUGUGGCUGCGGCUGCGGCUGUGUGUGUGGUGGGAGGGGUCCGCCUUUGCGUGGCUGGUGGGGGUGGGGCGGCUGGACUGCCGUGCGGAUGUCGAGCUUCAUGAGGAAAUCCACACCGCCCUGCCGGUGAAUCUGACGACGGGAACAGAACACCAGCGGUUGGUUGUGAGAGCUGCUGUCGGAGUGUGUCACUUACGGCGUGUCUGAGUUUGCCGACGCCCUCGAUUGCAUUGCGCACGAACUCCUCAGACCGCCGCGCCUGACAGUCACACGUACGCAGGCACACACACGGGGAAUGAGGUCAUGCAUUCGGUGUGUGUCUGCCUGCUUGCUCACCCUGUGAAGUCUGUUGAUGGCCUCUGAUCUGUCGAGGGAGAGGCCGUAAUAAGACAGCAGCUCCUCGUCAGUACGCGGCAACGGACGGCCUGCACACAUAAGGGAUGGAUGGAUGGAUAGGUGGAUGGAUGCAGGUCGAUUUGGCGAGUUGGUAGUAGGAACGAACAACUCACCUGUGCCGCUUUUCUCGCAUAGGAGGAUGUCCUGCAGGCAUUUCUCGAGCUCGCUCUCGCAGCUGAGGCUCCGCCGGCCCUCAGCAGCCAAGUGCUGACACACACAUGACACACACACCACGACACGAGCAGGCAGCGUGUGUUGCGUGCAUCUGUGUGGCCAUGUUGUGGUGUAGGUACCUGUGACUUGUCUUUGAUGUCCUUGACGAACUGCAUGUAGAGCUUGGUGGUCAGCGGGGCUUGCAGCAGCAUCUUGCACGCCCAAAACUGAAUGCGAACCUGAGAUAUUCAAUUUUUAUCCACACACAAACACAAUCCACCACACACAUCCCUCACCCAAUCUCUCUCUCUGACCUCAUCAUAGAUGAGGUCCGAGGCGAGGCUGCUGGUCUUGCCGUGCCUCGUGUAGAUGUCAGUGAUGCCCAGCUUCUGCUUCCUCAGCGCCAGAGCCGUCUUGACCCGGUUCACCACCUCGUCCAUCUGGUGCACAUUGGGCGGCGGCGGCGCCGCCAUCGGCGGAGGGGCGGCCGGCGCGCCGAAGCCGAAGCCGCCCCAGGCAUUGGCACCGGCCGCCGGUGCAGGUGGUGCUGGAGGGGGCAGGGCUUCGUCAACUGGCAUCGGUGCUUGUGGGUUGGGAUUGGUGGGGCUUGUGGCCGCCCCGGCUGCUGCUGGUGCUGCCGGCGGUGGCGCUCCUGCCGCUGGGGGCGGCUGUGGUGGCUGCUGUGGGGCGGCUGGCGGGGGAGGCUGUGUGUAGAAGUGCUGUGGUGGCGGCGGUGGUGGCGGUGGCGGUGUGGGCGGGACGGUGCCUAGGAAGUCUCGCUCGAAGUGCUGGCAUCCCUCGAAGAAGUCCUCGAUCAUCUCGAAGUGGAUGGCGUGGGUCUGCUCGAAAAUCAGGUCGCGCAUCGUCUCGGCACAGUGGAACGCCUUAUCCCUGACACACGCGCACACAGGGAGAGAGGGGGUGGGCGGGUGGGUGUAGUGUGCUGGUGAAGGACAUGUCCAUGCUCACUUGAUGUAGUCUUCCAUGGCUUGCUGCAGCUCCUCGAUGAACUUGUUGCUCUUGAUCAAAAACGCCAGACUCCCAGCCAGCUCACCCACCUCUACCAAACGCACCACCUGUCAGCACACACACACAAAACACAGACAGAUGUGCGCGUCUCUCUCUCUCUCUCUCUCUGGGCAGGUGCCAUCUCGUUCAGGCGCACCUCGUGCACCGAGGCCCUCAGGAUGCGCCUCAGCGCCACAGCCGUUGCACACGCAGACAACCUCGCCAGGUGCAGCAUCCCCCCCCGCACAUUCGCCUGCAGCAAAUCCGCCACCAACGGCUCCCUGACACACACACCAAACACACACAGACGUUCGCCAUCACAAUAAGCGGGCUUCCUCCCGCCCGCUGUCCCUCACUGACCAGUCGGCCUUGUCGACGACAUGCCUGACACUUCGCAUCAUCUGCAGCAGCACGUGGUCGCUGAAGUGCCGGUCGGGCUCGAGGGUGCCCAGGUGGAACUUGAGCCAUCUGCCGAGGUGUGUGAGGGACAGCUGGUUGAGGAGCUUGGUCUGCGCGAAUUCGCCGGCGAUGAGGUGCAGGGCGGGCGGGGCCUCUGCGGCGUUGCGCUCGAUGGCCUCCUGCACCGUCCACUGUGGCUGGGGGUGGAUCUGGUGUGGAACCGUCAUGCCCUAAGUGGCCACACACACAUCUCUGUGUCUGUGUGUUUGGUGUGUUUGGUGUGUGUUCUUCUCUCUCUCUCGCUCACGUCGAUCUGUUGCUGCUGCUGUGCGGGAGGGGGUAUGUCCACCCACAGGUCGUCAAGCCCGACUGUGUAGGAGCCGUCCCCCCCCUGCAGGCCCGUGGGCAGCGGCGAGCGGUAGAUGGGCAGCACCACAGCAAUCCCCGUGUCAAAAGGGUUGGGCGCGUUGGCCCCUGCCGCCUGUGGGUGGUGGACGCUCCGCACCGCCACCCCCUGCAAGGCCUCCCACCCGUCGGGGCGGAAGUACACCUGCCAGCAGUAGAGCCCCGCGUAUGGCUGGAUCUGGUGCUGCCCCAGCUGGUAGCCCUGGAUGAGCUUCGACACCGGGUAAAUCCGGUUCAUCUCAACGGGCUUCUGCCGGAUCUCGCGGGUCUCUGUCGUCUGGUGUGAGUGGCGCUCCGGGGCGUCCUGCUGCGACGUCUCUGUGGGUGAGAGGGCACCGUUCUGCGCGGCGGGGGAUGGCGCGACGACUCGCUGGACGAAGGUCACCUGCACCACCUGCAGAGGGGCGUCCGGGGCGGGCAGCUCCACAACGGUGCCGAGCAGGAAGCCGCCCUUGAUGGACACUCGCACCGGCUGACCCACUUGCAAUGCAGGCAUCUGACACACACACACAUACAGAGGGAGAGGGAGAGGGUGUGAUGAACGGCGACUCCUCUCUGUAUGUCGUGUCGUGAGACCUACGUGAGGUGGUGGUGUGCGUGAAGUGGCGGGCUGGCUGGGGUAUGGCACCGCGGCGUCAUCGCGCCACUGCACCGACUGGCCGGCGUGGCCGGGGCUCGGAGGGUUGGACAUCACACCACGCUGCGCCUAACACAUGAACGUUGAGCGGCGUGACAAGCAAGGAUGUGGUGUGUGGUGUGGUGUGGGUACCUGGAAGAUGGUAGGGAGGGACCUGCCAGCGCCGUUCUCGCCCUGUGGAGCGGCCAGGCCCCUCUCUGGCACGGACCCUCGACGGCUGGUGCGGCCGGUGGGUUUGCCUCGGAUGCGGGGGUUGUGCCCGGUGGGGGAGUUGGGAACCGGCUGCGGCCAUCCAUCCAUCACACACACACACAGAUGAGAUGGCGAUUGCGUGUGCCGCGCAUCGCAUCGAUGUGGUUGUGGUCGUCACUCUCUGUGUCUCACUCACCAUGACUUUGUCGAGGAAGGCGGGAUCGUACUGCAAGUUGUCGGGGAAGAUCUCGAGGGCGAGCUCGUGCCCCUCCUUGAGGUUGUCCUCCAGGUUGCCGCCCCACCGCUGCAGGAAACGGUCGCCCGACUCGGGCAGACGGAAUAUCGUGUAGUUGCCUGCACACACGCACACACACAGAGAGAGAGAGAGAGAGAGAUGUGUUGAUGCACCGGUGAGUGGAUUGCCAAGGCAGUGUGUGUGUGGUGGGGAAGAAAGGUACCCGUGACGAGUUCGGUGACGAUUUGCAUGAGCUCCCUUAGGAAGAGCUUGAUGUACUCGCGGCACGACUGAGGCGCACUCUCCGUCAGAUAAUCCUCAGCCUGAUACCCACCCACACAUCCAUCACAACACAUCUCCCAUUUCGCUGUGGCAGCACGUACCUCAGUGAUUUUCUUCUGCAGGUCGAUCUUCUUCUUGAGCAGCCGCCGCUCGAGGUGCCCGAGCUGCUCGUUGAGCAGCCUCUGGAACUUGGUGUUGAGCUCCUGCUUGAAGAGGUCGAUGUCGAAGUGCCGGAACAGCUCGGCACCGGUGGUGGGGUCAGAGGGCUCGAACGAGUGCUCCAGCAGCUCAGCCACGUCCAGACGCCCUGCACCCAGACAGACAUAGAGAGUGUGUGUGUGUGGGUGCGUGUGGUGUAGCCAGACCCCAUCCUCCCUCCCGACGGACCUUGCAUGAUCUGCUGCUGCAUUCUGUUUUUGCGUUGGUCGAAGUUGAGGUUUUCCUUCUCCUCUAUGGUAAGGGAGAAGAGCUCCAGCAGAAACAGAGGCAGCGCGUUGCCAUUCGGAUCAGUCACCGCACGCCUAAAUCCAUCCAUCCAUCCAUCCAUCCGUGUGUUCGUGUGUGUGUGUGUGUGUGUAUCAGACGUACUUGUUGACAUGGUCGAGCAGCUCGGCCUGCGUCUUGACGUCGUUCUUUUCGUUCCUGAGGAACUCCUUGGCCCGUGUGCCGACCACAAUGGUCUGUUUGCCCUUGAGCCCCAGGCCGCGCGGCGGGUCCAUCAUGAUGAAGUCCCGCAGCUGCCACGGCCAGUUGGCGGGAUCGUCGUUGGCCUUCUUGACCAACACAUACAGGUCGUUGGGGUUGUUACGGACGUAGCCGCGCACCACCGAACGCGUCAGGUCCGCACCUUCCUUCGAAUCGUCCUUGAUGCCCUGCACGGCACAACCACAACCACACACACACGCACACACACAGGUAGGUAGGAAACACGUCACGGGCAUGGGUGUGUGUGGUUGCGUACAGGAAGGUCGACGAAUACGGCGUGGACGCCGCCCGGAAUGGCCAUCUCCAGCUCGAGCUCCUCUCUCGAUAUGGUGGCGGUUUUGCUCAUUUCCUCCUUCAUGACGCCGUGCAGGUCGCCGAGCUCGAUGUCCUUGCCCUGGAAGCGCGCCGUGAUGUUGCUCGUCUCGGACGGCUUGAGCAUGAUGAUCACUGGGUGGGUCGUGCCCGUCGUGGUCGACGAGUAGCCUAUCGGCCCACCCAUUAUGUAAUCCUGACCAAUGCACGCACACACACACACACAAGCGCAUCAGUGGUAUUGCGCCCUGGCGGCACAUGUCAGCCACUCCCCCACCAGCAGGGUGGUCUUGCCCAUGGACUGCUGCCCGAAGACGACGAGUCGCGGCAUCUCGGCCUCCAGGCCGCCAAGACGCAGCAGCUGAAAGCACUUCUGGUACAACACAUUGGCGUCCUGAACCAACCACACGCACACACAGUCAGACAUGAGCAAAGGCAUCGGAAACAAGCGAGAUAUGGUAUUCCUUGCUCCAUCUUCUCUGCCAGCCACGCACACACACACACGCCCACCCGCACGCGCACCUGAAGUGACUGCAUUUGUCCGACGAUGGACUUUGCCGUUUCCAGCUUGUUGCUCUGCACAUCCUCCAGACCCUCCACCUGCACAAUCCGAACACACGAGCAAGCACACACACACACAGCAAACACAGCCCACAAUCAGCCGCACCAGACAGACAGAUACGCCCUCCGAUUCGUUGCGCCCAGGGCAUUGGUUGCGCUUAGCGUACCCGAAAAGCAUGGGAGCUGAAGCGUCCCAGCGCUGCCGUCUCAACUGGUGCCUCCAUCUUGCUUGCGGGCAGUCCCUUCU
Molecule: messenger RNA, 6305 nt
Organism: Vitrella brassicaformis
Lineage: Eukaryota; Vitrellaceae
Source: the annotation of a GenBank genome assembly